AUGUUUCCACACUUUUGUAAAAAUAUAGGCAGUAGUAGGCCGGCUUUCCGUAUUCCCCUACGUUCAUUAUCUACUGCAUCAGCUCAUGGUAAAGGAAAAUCAAAUAAAUUACUAGUAACGGGUGCCGCUGCACUGGGAUUAACGUCAGCUGGAUUACUAUAUAUAGGAUCUUUGACAGGUGAAGCGAUGACUGCUUCUGAGCAUGGUUUACAUCCACCUUCAUUCCCUUGGUCACAUAAGGGCCCCUUUGAAACUUUUGACCAUGCAUCCAUAAGAAGAGGCUACCAAGUUUAUAGAGAAGUUUGUGCUGCCUGCCAUUCCCUGGAUAGAGUGGCUUGGAGAACAAUGGUUGGUGUAUCACAUACAAAUGCCGAGGUCAAAGACAUGGCAGAACAAUUCGAAUAUGAUGACGAGCCAGAUGAGCAAGGUAAUCCAAAGAAAAGACCAGGUAAAUUGGCAGAUUACAUUCCAGGUCCCUAUCCAAAUGAAGAAGCCGCUAGAGCAGCCAAUCAAGGUGCAUUACCGCCAGACCUUUCUUUGAUCGUUAAGGCAAGACAUGGUGGCCCAGACUACAUUUUCUCUCUAUUAACGGGUUAUCCAGAGGAUCCUCCUGCCGGUGUAACUUUACCUUCAGGCGGUAAUUACAAUCCAUAUUUCCCAGGUGGCUCUAUAGCUAUGGCAAGAGUUCUCUUCGACGAUCUUGUAGAGUAUGAAGAUGGUACACCUGCAACAACAUCACAAAUGGCCAAGGACGUGACUACAUUCUUGAACUGGUGUGCAGAACCAGAAUUGGACGAAAGGAAAAGGCUUGGUUUGAAGACUAUGAUCGUACUAACCUCCCUAUACUUAUUGUCUGUCUGGGUCAAGAAAUUCAAAUGGGCAGGCAUAAAGACCAGGAAAUUCGUCUUCAAUCCUCCAAAAACUAAAAAGUAG
Messenger RNA from Kazachstania africana CBS 2517, 933 nucleotides. RefSeq names its product ubiquinol--cytochrome-c reductase catalytic subunit CYT1 (gene CYT1). Gene Ontology annotation, biological process: mitochondrial electron transport, ubiquinol to cytochrome c. Lineage: Eukaryota; Fungi; Ascomycota; Saccharomycetes; Saccharomycetales; Saccharomycetaceae. Gene Ontology annotation, molecular function: heme binding; electron transfer activity. The coding region runs from base 1 to 933 and encodes 310 amino acids. The record is from RefSeq and is a predicted model, not a curated record. The transcript has a single exon.